GUUUUUUUUCACUGGGAGUCGGAGGAAAGUUGAGGGAGGAGCGGGGAAAAGAGAGAGAGAGAGAGAGAAGGAGCGAGCCGAGCAAAGAGGACAAAAGGCGGAAUAAAAGGUGCCGUAGUCUGAGGAAGCAACCUGGAGGCCAAGACUGAGGAUGCCGUGAUUUUAAUUUGUAACCUGGUAGAAGGAAUAUUGUGAAGGCUCAAAAAAGAAUACUUGCUCAUGCAGCUUCAUAGGUUUGAGGUGUCCUUUUGCUAAAACAGAAGAGGUCAUCUUUUGAAUCAGUUCGUUGCUGCUUGCAGCUGCUGACCUUGCUUUGGAAACAAACUCCUGCAUGCUUGUGUUUGUGCCAUUAAUUUUUUCAGAAUGACGAUGGCAAGCUUGUUCUCAUUUACCAGCCCAGCUGUAAAACGCCUGUUGGGCUGGAAGCAAGGGGAUGAGGAAGAGAAAUGGGCAGAGAAAGCAGUUGAUGCUUUAGUAAAAAAGUUGAAGAAGAAAAAGGGGGCCAUGGAGGAUUUGGAAAAGGCAUUGAGCAGCCCUGGUCAGCCCAGCAGAUGUGUUACCAUCCCACGAUCUUUAGAUGGGCGGCUUCAGGUAUCGCAUAGGAAAGGCCUGCCCCAUGUUAUUUACUGCCGGGUGUGGCGCUGGCCUGAUCUUCAAAGUCAUCAUGAGCUGAAGCCAUUAGACAUAUGCGAAUUUCCAUUUGGAUCGAAACAGAAGGAAGUUUGCAUCAAUCCUUAUCAUUAUAAGCGAGUGGAAAGUCCCGUUCUGCCUCCAGUUUUGGUUCCAAGACACAGUGAAUUUAACCCACAGCACAGCCUUCUAGUCCAGUUCAGGAAUUUGAGUCAUAAUGAACCCCAUAUGCCACACAAUGCCACGUUUCCAGAUUCUUUCCAACAGCCAAAUAGCAAUCCAUUUCCUAUUUCACCAAAUAGCCCAUAUCCUCCAUCGCCUGCCAGCAGCACCUACCCCAGCUCUCCAGCCAGUUCUGGACCAAGCAGUCCUUUCCAGCUGCCAGCUGAUACGCCUCCACCUGCUUACAUGCCACCAGAAGAGCAGAUGAAUCAGGACAGUACACAACCUAUGGAUACUGGGAAUGUCAUGAUGACUUCCAGCAUACCCAAUCUGCCCAUUAUCUCCACCAGAGAUGUUCAACCUGUUGCUUAUGAAGAGCCUAAGCACUGGUGCUCCAUUGUGUACUAUGAGUUAAAUAAUAGAGUUGGAGAGGCCUUCCAUGCUUCCUCUACCAGUGUUUUAGUGGAUGGUUUUACUGAUCCAUCUAACAACAAAAACCGUUUCUGUCUUGGCCUUCUUUCCAACGUAAAUCGCAACUCCACCAUUGAGAACACCAGGCGGCACAUUGGUAAAGGUGUCCACCUAUACUAUGUGGGAGGUGAAGUCUAUGCUGAAUGCCUUAGUGACAGCAGCAUUUUUGUCCAAAGUAGAAAUUGCAAUUAUCACCAUGGCUUUCAUCCAACUACUGUUUGUAAAAUACCUAGUGGUUGCAGCUUAAAGAUAUUUAACAACCAAGAGUUUGCCCAGCUUCUAGCUCAGUCUGUAAAUCAUGGCUUUGAAGCAGUCUAUGAACUCACCAAAAUGUGCACCAUUCGCAUGAGCUUUGUUAAGGGCUGGGGUGCAGAAUAUCACCGACAAGAUGUAACUAGCACACCAUGUUGGAUAGAAAUUCAUCUUCAUGGUCCACUUCAGUGGCUGGACAAAGUUCUUACCCAGAUGGGCUCUCCUCAUAAUCCUAUCUCAUCUGUAUCUUAACAGUAAAAUAUGAUCUACAGGCUGUGGAAAACACCAGAGGGGGGAUCUUUAUUUAAACUGGACACUGUGAAAGAUAUACUGGACGAAGAGCAGUUCAAAAAAAAAACUUCAAAUGGCAAUCUUUCAGAUUUUAUGAUCGAUCAUCGAUUGCUUCACCAUACUCUCUAAUUAUAUAUUGAGUUGUAUUUAUAGUUUUUUGUCAUCUGCUUAUAUGUAGCUGCUAACAUUACAAAACCAUUGAUGGAUGUCUUUAGAAUCUGUGAUACUUUCAAACUGAUUUGAAUGCUUCCAACAUUUUGCUUUGGUGUGAAGUCCAACUAUAUUGAAUGAGCUGUUACGAACAUUUUUAGGUGGCUAAUUGUGGGCAGGAAAACUAGAAUCUUAAAUUGUAGCACGAUGAUGCUAAUGAGAUGUUUCUUUUCUUACAUCUUACAAAAAUGUAUUUUUUUUAAACUGUUCUUGUCAUGAACAUUACUAUUCCAGGGAAACUAAGCAUUAGUGAAGUUUCUGAUCAAAAAGCUUAUCAGUUCAGAACAUGGUUUCUCACUUUUGUCUUGAUGAACACGGCCAUUUUCUCAGAAAUGCAGUAAUCUGAACCUGUUCUGAGCAUUUUUUUUGGAACAUUGUGCUGUCUGUGUUUGUAGAAAAGCAUUGCUGUUUGUCAUCUUAUAGAUGUAAAUUGCAUUAAGUAUUGGAACAAGUCUUAAGUUUUGUAUUAUAUAUUCCUCAUGAGUUUCUUCAAAUUGUAUGAUAGUAAGUAGAAUUCAUUGGUCAAUAGGCUUCAUAAUGAGCCUAUCUGUAGCUAAUGAUAAUCUAUUUGUGCUACUGUAGGACUUAAUUGAUCCUUAGAGCAAGAAAACUGCUGGUGGACCUAAGAAUACAGUUUAUAGUGCAGUGUGUGUUCAUUGCAUCAUGACUAUCUAUAAAUGCAAGCAUUUCUGCUGCUGUGCAGAUGCAGCCAGCUUUCAAACUUGCAUGCAUUAAAAGCUUUAAGUUUUUGUUUUAAUACAUUUCUUUACCUGCCUAUUCCUAACAAUAGAGAAUGUAAGAUAAAAUUGACUUUAGUGUAGAUCAAUAGCUUAAGUCAAAUGAGCAGCAGCCUAAUUUGGAGUUCAUUCUGUACCAAAUAAGACAAUGUUAUUUGCUUCUUUUUGUAAUGCCUGAGUACCUGAUAAUUACAUGAACUGUAGGUUAGGAAAGUGGGAUUGUAAUCUGGUAUGUAUAUAUUAAUUUGCCAAGAUAAUCUGGAGUAAGACUGCAUUAUAAAUACUCAUCACUUUGACAUUUGGAAGAGAUAUUUCACUAAAAAGCAGCAAAAAAAAAAGAAAUGGAAAGUAUCUUGUUGCAAGCUAGGGCAUUCCUUUCACAAGUAGUAUUUCCCAUAGAUUAUUGCUGCAGGCAGGAACUCAGCAUAAAGUUUGUAUCUGUUGGGUGCUUGGAUCUUUGUGGAACCAGGAGUACCUCUUUUUAAGUUGUCUGAAUCAUGUUUUGCUCUCUCAUUUUUCCUUUCGAGGUGCUUGAAUUAUCAGCAUUAACGGCAGUGAAAAUGCCAACUGCAUAACAUAAACUGGUAAAUCCUGCAUAAUGGGGCUAUGCAUUGUGUAUUUGUAUACUAAAUAGUGGCAGUUGUAUUUUUAUUUACUGUAUUUCAAUAAUUAUGUUUAGGUUAUGUUCAGGAAUUGCAAAAUGCUUUCUAAACCACAAACCCUUGGACAAAAUUGUUUGGUUCAGAAGGGACUUGGUAACUUUGUGAAAUAUAUUGGGAAUUGUCCAUGUAUCUCUUAAGGUGUUCUCCAUUUUUUUUGGACAUCCACAUUUGUUAAGCAAAUGCUGAAUAGAAUCUAACAGUACUAAUAUAAAAUACUGUUUGUUGAAUAAUGAAUUGGAGGAUGUGACAUUCUGUUCUUGUAAAGUUAGCUUUUUUGUUUAAUGAUGGAAAUAUGAAAAAUGGUCAUUAAUAGCUGGAAAGUAAAUGCUAAAAGUAUUUAAGUGCACCUUUCAUUUCACCCCACACCCUUGCUUAAUAAAUUGCAAUUUGUUAGAAGCUAGGGGGAUAAGUGAGAUUGACCAUAUCCUAAUUAAAAGAGGAUUUUGCCAUUCUUUGCUAACUUUUCAUUUUUGAUGUCUGAACUUGUUUGGCAGUGCUAAUUGCUUUGCUUAUUCAUGAACAUCUGCAUUUUUAUAUUUGUGAAUGUCAUUGCUUACUCUUUUACGCACACGCACAGUGGGAAGGUUUGAACAUUGAGUCCACAGAGCAUGGAUAUUUCUGUGUACUGCCAAAUUUCUCAAAUAAAGACAAUGUCUAUUAAUGAUAUCGUUA
Carcharodon carcharias (great white shark) is the source of this 4087-nucleotide messenger RNA. RefSeq names its product mothers against decapentaplegic homolog 5. Gene Ontology annotation, biological process: transforming growth factor beta receptor signaling pathway; SMAD protein signal transduction; regulation of transcription by RNA polymerase II. Bases 364 to 1767 code for a protein of 467 amino acids. The record is from RefSeq and is a predicted model, not a curated record. The transcript is spliced from 7 exons. NCBI's taxonomy places the organism in Eukaryota, Metazoa, Chordata, Chondrichthyes, Lamniformes, Lamnidae. Gene Ontology annotation, molecular function: DNA-binding transcription factor activity, RNA polymerase II-specific; RNA polymerase II cis-regulatory region sequence-specific DNA binding; I-SMAD binding. Gene Ontology annotation, cellular component: heteromeric SMAD protein complex.